AUGUUGCAGAUAAAGCCUCAAGCUCUGAAUGGUGUUGUUUCUCAAAAAAAAGCCAUGAGAGCUUCAACUUAUGAUAAGGUAUGCUCUCUAGCUUAUUGCCUUAUCUUGUAUGUUCAGCUUGUUUUUGCUUCUGCUAUUUCUACUGAAACAGAUGCUCUUCUCAAAUGGAAAGCCAGCAUUCAAAACCAAACCCAGCUCCAAAAUCUAACCUCAUGGACUUAUCUUCCAAGUAACAAAGCCAUCAAUUCUUCAAGCAAUCCAGAAGCAAUUGCAAAUCCAUGUAAUAUUUGGAGUGGGAUUUCCUGCAACACUGCUGGAAGUAUCAGCAAGAUAAACCUUACCAGGUCUGGUUUACAAGGUACACUGCAUGAAUUUUCAUUCUUGUCCUUUCCCAAUGUUGAAUAUAUUGAUCUUAGCAGGAAUAAGAUAUAUGGUGCCAUCCCACCUCAAAUCAGCUCCCUCUCCAAACUCAUCUAUCUUGAUCUCUCAGAUAAUAAGUUGUCAGGAAAAAUCCCACCCGAAAUUGGUUUCCUGACAAAUCUUCAGAACCUGUACCUAUAUACAAACAAGCUAAAUGGCUCAGUUCCUCAGGAAAUAGGCCAGCUUAAGUCUCUUCUUGUUCUAAAUCUCAUGGAGAAUAGACUCAGUGGUCCUCUUCCCAUGUCAAUCGGUAAUUUGAGCAAAUUACAAUUUAUACAACUACGCGAUAACCAACUCUCAGGUUCCAUUCCUCAAGUGAUAGAAAAUCUCAUGAAUUUGGUUGUGCUGAGACUUGCCAGAAACAAUUUCACUGGUCAUUUGCCACAGAACCUCUGCCGAGGUGGAUUGCUUGCAAAUUUCACUGCAAAUGGCAAUCGUCUCAUAGGUCGAAUCCCCGAAAGCUUGAGAAACUGCACAACCUUAUACAGAGUCCGCCUUGAUGGAAACCAACUCACUGGAAAUAUAUCUGAAGAUUUUGGUGUUUAUCCAAAGUUGGAUUACAUAAAUCUAAGCAACAAUAGAUUUUAUGGUGAACUUUCACAUAAAUGGGGUAGGUCUCUGCAGCUAACAAACCUUGAGAUUGCAGGGAACAAUGUUACUGGCUCCAUACCACCCGAGAUUGGAAACUUGACUCAACUGCAUUUGCUUAAUCUUUCUUCAAAUCAUUUAGUUGGGAAGAUCCCUAUGGAACUUGGAAGGCUGACUUCUUUGGUGAGGCUUAUACUGAAUAACAAUCAGCUUUCUGGUGUCAAUUCCAAGUAG
Molecule: messenger RNA, 1242 nt
Organism: Prunus dulcis (almond)
Lineage: Eukaryota; Viridiplantae; Streptophyta; Magnoliopsida; Rosales; Rosaceae
Product: MDIS1-interacting receptor like kinase 2-like
Exons: 2
Coding region: 1-1242 (413 amino acids)
Molecular function (GO): protein binding
Source: RefSeq, a predicted model, not a curated record